Messenger RNA from Lachancea thermotolerans CBS 6340, 1707 nucleotides. It is a transcript of the gene PEX5, whose product is annotated as Pex5p. Gene Ontology annotation, biological process: protein import into peroxisome matrix, docking. The transcript has a single exon. Gene Ontology annotation, cellular component: peroxisomal membrane; cytosol. Gene Ontology annotation, molecular function: protein binding. The record is from RefSeq and is a predicted model, not a curated record. Bases 1 to 1707 code for a protein of 568 amino acids. Lineage: Eukaryota; Fungi; Ascomycota; Saccharomycetes; Saccharomycetales; Saccharomycetaceae.
AUGAGUGCUGACUGUUCUGUUGGCUCUAACCCUCUGGCAAGCUUGAAUAAGCAUGCUCAACAAGAUAGAAGUUUGCAUCAUGGAGGGGGCUUAAGGCUCAACAAUGAAGCAGCGCAACGAUUUAAAUCACAGGAUAGUGUUGUCAGUGACGCCAGCAGAGCGCGAAUGGAAGCGUUUAUGGACCAAGAACAUAUGGACCACCCCAUGAUGCUGAAAGGGCCAAGACCCAUGCUUUCGCGCCCGCUUCAGGAAAGUUCUCAGCAGGCGCGAGAAAGUUGGGGUAAACAGUUUUCUAGCUCCCCUGCCUUAAGCAUGAACCAGAGCCCGGAGUUGCACAGCCCAACUUCACAAGUACCCUCGAUUGCAUACCAGAAGGGCUUGCCUGCUGGGAAUACUGAAGGAUCCCAGGUGAUGCGGGCACGAGUUGUUGGGCCACGGUAUGGGCCGGGACUGGCAUCAGGCAUGUUCAAUCCUAUGUCCCACCAGACUGCUCAACAACCUGUUUACCGCCACUCGAGCCCACAGUCUCACAUGAGUAUGAACCAAGAAUCAUGGGACGAACAGUUCAAGGAGCUAGAAAAGGAAGUAUCAGAAAAACUAGCAUUGCAUGAGGAAGAGGUGAAGCCUCAGGCCGCCGCAGCAGAACAGGACGUUGUCGAGGACCAGUAUCAAGCAGAAUUCCAGGAGGUCUGGGAUAACUUGCAAGAGGAAUCGCAAAUUCCUGACGCUGGAGGCGAUGUCGAAACAGACUGGCAGCGUGAGUACCAACAAUACAUUUCUGGAAGGCCCUCAGAUACUACUCAAUAUCGUUUCGAGACUGAAAAUCAAUACUUGCAUAACUCCAAUGCUUACGAGAUAGGAUGCAUACUAAUGGAAAAUGGAGCGAAGUUGAGUGAGGCUGCCUUGGCAUUCGAGGCAGCAGUCCAAGAAGACCCCAGCCACGUCGAUGCCUGGCUGAAACUGGGGAUGGUCCAAACGCAGAAUGAGAUGGAGUACAAUGGAAUAGGUGCUCUUGAGGAAUGCUUGAGACUUGAUCCCAGGAACUUGGACGGGAUGGUCACUCUAGCAAUCAGCUACAUUAAUGAAGGCUACGAUGUGAGUGCCUUCAAGAUGCUCAACAAGUGGCUGGAAACCAAGUAUCCGGACAUGGUAGCGCCGAACGAGGCUCUCGAAAAAAGCACUGACCGCUACAGUAUGAACCAGGCAAUUACUUUGCGCUUUCUACAAGUGGUUAAUAAGCUCCCCCAAGUAGACGCGAGUUUGCAGCUAGGGCUUGGAAUACUUUUUUAUUCUAAUGACGAUUAUGACAAAACUGUUGACUGCUUCCGUGCUGCCUUGGCAGUCAAGCCUGAUGACGAACUGAUGUGGAACAGGCUAGGCGCAUCUCUGGCCAACUCUAACCGUUCAGAGGAAGCCAUCCAGGCCUACCGGAAAGCACUUCAGCUGAAACCUACUUUCGUGAGAGCCCGCUGCAACCUGGCUGUAUCGUGCAUGAACAUGGGUUGUUUCAAAGAAGCCGCGGAGUACCUAUUGACUGCGCUAUCCAUGCACGAGGUCGAGGGCAUUUUACCCUCGGAGACGCCGGCGAGCAGUAACCUCAUCGAGACCUUGAAAAGGGCUUUCAUUGGUAUGGAAAGGCGUGACUUGCUCGAGGAAGUUCGCCCAAAUAUGGAUCUUGCGCCAUUUCGUAAUGAGUUCAACUUCUAA